AGCGUCCUCGGCCGCCCAGCUCAUCUCUCGUCUAGUAAUGCACAUUCGAUAGUGCAGUGUCCAAUAGAUUGGAGUCUCCCGGAUGAGGCAAGAUGCGAAGACAACGAGCUUCUUCCUCGAGCCGGCCACCGUACAAGUAUUUCAACUUCCCGUCACCUCUUCUCAAUCUACCCACAAACCAACUUUCUACAUCUCAUCUCUACCACGUUUUCACAAUAUCUAUCCCCCCCUCAUCAUUGCCAAAGCUCCUAGAAGCACGUUCCAAAAGCACUUUACUUAUUUAAGAUGCAGCUCUCCUCUAUCCUCCUCUCCGUUGGCCUCAUGGCCGCCGGUGCCAACGCAAAAGUCCACAACGCCAGUGUCUGCGUGACAAACAGACAAGAGAUGCCCGUCGGCGGCACUGGCUGGAGUGUGAGCUACACCUGGAGCAAGAACUACGAGAUCUUGCCCGAUGCGACCAAGUGUGCCUGCAACUACUACAAGAACCGCAAUACCGGAAACAAGCAAUGGGAUAAGUGCCCCGACUGCACCUUUGUAAGUAUUCUUCUGCCACAUUCAGCCGAUCGUAGUUUAAUAUUGUGAUUCUAGGACGGCUUCCAGUGCAACUCUGCUGGCUGGCACAUUGGAGGCGAUGAGCUGAACUACUACUGCAGCAAGAAGUGCGGCGCCCAGGGCUCCGAAGCCAACUAAGCUCUUGCCAUUACUGUUUUCGAGUUUUUCGCUCGGACGACGACGGACGAACAUUGAGAUACCACGUUUUUAUUCAUGGCUGCACAUACUUGAUUACCAUGAGGUUGGGCUGAGACUCGCUUCGAAAGUAGAUACCUAUCGACAUUAGUACAUAUUCCGAUAACCAUAAUUCACACUUUCUUCAACUUCAA
Colletotrichum phormii is the source of this 881-nucleotide messenger RNA. RefSeq lists its product as uncharacterized. The transcript has 2 exons. The record is from RefSeq and is a predicted model, not a curated record. NCBI's taxonomy places the organism in Eukaryota, Fungi, Ascomycota, Sordariomycetes, Glomerellales, Glomerellaceae. The coding region runs from base 286 to 582 and encodes 98 amino acids.